AUCGUAAUCUAAAUAUCGGAAAAAAAUUUUCAUUAUAGAAGAAAAUUUUUUUUUGCUUAGGCUCUUCUCUUUCUUCUCUUUUUUGUAUAUAGAAUACAUUUAAUGAAAUCCUUAUUCAGUGCCUUUAAUGGUACCAAGCCAUCAUCGUCAUCAGAAAAGGCAAACUCAAUUACUUCUGUUGAAUCCGGUAUUGUCGCACGAAGCGUUCGAUCAGGCGAAGAAAAUGCUGUUGUUCCUCACAUGGGUCUUCUCAGCAGUUGUAAUAUGAUUGUUGGCCUUAUCAUUGGUAGUGGUAUCUUUGCUUCUCCUGGCCCUGUCACACUUAAAGUUGUAGGUGUUGGACCUUCUUUACUUGUCUGGGCUAUUGGUGGUAUGCUCAGUAUGAUCGGUGCUCUUUGCUAUGCUGAGCUAGGUACUAUGAUCACUAAAUCAGGUGGUGAAUACCAGUACCUUAAAUCAGCCUAUGGCCUUUGCUUGGGUCUUACUUUUACAUGGUCUAAUUUAUUACUUACAAACCCUAUUGGUACUGCUUCUAUUGCUACCGUCUUUGCUCAAUACAUCAUGCAAAUGGCCUAUUAUAAUCCCAACGAUCUAUCUGGUGAUGACAUUGUCAUGCCUGGCUAUGCUGUUAAAUUAGUGGCUAUUGCUUGUAUCUGGGUAGUUGUAUUCUUUAAUGCAUUUGGUAGAAAAGCAGGCGCUAUGAUUCAAAAUGUAUUUACAGGCGCUAAAUUACUUGCUCUUGCCAUGAUUAUCAUCAUCGGUUGGGUCUGGCUCGGAAAGGGUCACACUGAAAACUUUCAAAACGCAUUUGCCAACAGCUCCACCAGUGCACUUGAUUACGGUACCGCCAUGUAUAUGGCUCUUUUCUCUUACAAUGGUUGGAACAACCUGAAUUAUGGUAUUGCCGAAGUCAAGAACCCAAAGCGCAAUGUACCUCUUGCCAUUACUAUUUCUUGCUUUAUUGUCACCAUGGUUUACGUGCUUGGUAACAUUGCUUAUUUCGCUACACUUCCUAUCAAGACAGUCGCUACAUCUUCUACUGUAGCUAUGCAAGUAGGCUCCGUCUCUAUGGGUACUGGUGGUGCUUACUUUUUUGCUUUGAUGGUUGUCUUGUCUACUUUUGGUGCUGUCAAUGGUAAUGUUUGGGCUGCCUCUCGUCUUGUGAUGACAGCUGCCAAUGAAGAUGGUGUCUUCAUGCCUCCUAUCUUUGGCAAACUCAAUGAAAAGCGCCAAACACCCAUAUUUGCUCUUAUACUUGUCGGCAUCAUUGCUACCAUUUGGUGUAUUCCUGGUGAUUUUACUUACCUUGCCAAGAUGUACAGUUUCACUGGUUGGUUGUUUUAUGGCUUUACUGUAUUUGGUUUGAUCUUGAUGCGUUUCAAAAAAUCCACACGAGAUUUGCCUCGUCCAUUUAAAAUCUGGCUUCCUUUUGCCAUCUUCUUUGUCAUUAUUGAUAUUUACCUUGUGGUUGCUCCUUUAAUCGAUGCUGGUUCUGCAGGUGUGUAUCAAUACAUUAUCUGUAUUGUCAUUGGUCUUUUGGCUAUUCCUAUCUGGUUUGUGCGUGUUAGAAAACCUGGCAUUGGUCGCUUCUUGUUUGGUUGGAUUCCUGGUCAUCAAGAAGCCUAUAUUCUUGAAACACGUCGUAAAAAAGCAGAAAGAAAAGAGCGUUUAGAUGAAACUAUUCCUCAACCCUUAAAUGAAGGAAAGACCGAAACUUAAUUAUAUAUAUAUUGUAUUUAGACAUUCACUUUUAAUACCCCCUCUCUUUUUUUAAUUCAAUAAAGUGUAUUUACUUCUCAUGC
Messenger RNA from Gilbertella persicaria, 1802 nucleotides. Its product is annotated as amino acid/polyamine transporter I. Gene Ontology annotation, biological process: amino acid transmembrane transport. Lineage: Eukaryota; Fungi; Mucoromycota; Mucoromycetes; Mucorales; Choanephoraceae. The record is from RefSeq and is a predicted model, not a curated record. Gene Ontology annotation, molecular function: L-amino acid transmembrane transporter activity. Bases 103 to 1719 code for a protein of 538 amino acids. The transcript is spliced from 2 exons. Gene Ontology annotation, cellular component: membrane.